Molecule: messenger RNA, 732 nt
Organism: Saccostrea echinata
Lineage: Eukaryota; Metazoa; Mollusca; Bivalvia; Ostreida; Ostreidae
Exons: 3
Coding region: 1-732 (243 amino acids)
Molecular function (GO): protein binding
Source: RefSeq, a predicted model, not a curated record
AUGGUUCUAAGAGAAGCCCAGUCGAAGCUUGAAUCUGAACUAGACGUUCUGAAAUCGCAAAUCAAAGACAUUUUGUCCGAAAACCGAAAAUUAAAAGAAAAUAUGAACCGGUUUGAGAAAGAAAUAUCCCGAAUGAGAAACACGAAGCUCAAGGCUGAAGACAAGGAUUUCUUUAAGAAUAGCACUGGCAAAUACGGUUUUAGUAAGCACCCUCAGCAGCAAAGACGCGGAUCACAAAACAGAGAGCGUUUGCUGGGAUCAACCACCGGGAUACCAGUUAGUUCGCCAGUAGCAUUUACAGCAUGGGUAUCAGCAAAUGUCGUCAAUCCCGGGGAUGGACACACUUUCGUUUAUGAUCAUACAGUCACCAAUAUUGGAAACGCUUACAAUAACCAUAACGGCAUGUUCACUGCCACAGUCAAGGGCAUUUAUGCCUUUUACGCGUCUAUUCUCUCAGCGGCUGGCAAGUCCGUGGAGGUAGAAAUAGUUCGAAACAGCAUCGUUUUCUGUAGUCUAUUCAGUGGGGAUAUGGACUUUUGGGGCCCAGGAUUCAAUAUGGCUAUUAUUGAAUUAAACGUGGGAGAUGCUGUUUGGUCUCGGUGCUCUGUGUCUAUAGAGGUCAAUGUAACACAGUCACGGUGCUCUGUGACCAUAGAGGUCAAUGUAACACAGUCACGGUGCUCUGUGACCAUAGAGGUAAAUGUAACACAGUCUCGGUACUCUGUGACCUAA